This is a messenger RNA of Nycticebus coucang (slow loris), 5219 nucleotides long. It is a transcript of the gene KCNJ14, whose product is annotated as potassium inwardly rectifying channel subfamily J member 14. Gene Ontology annotation, biological process: potassium ion import across plasma membrane; regulation of monoatomic ion transmembrane transport. The transcript is spliced from 2 exons. NCBI's taxonomy places the organism in Eukaryota, Metazoa, Chordata, Mammalia, Primates, Lorisidae. Gene Ontology annotation, molecular function: inward rectifier potassium channel activity. The coding region runs from base 1661 to 2965 and encodes 434 amino acids. Gene Ontology annotation, cellular component: plasma membrane. The record is from RefSeq and is a predicted model, not a curated record.
CAAAAAAAAAAAAAAUAAUGCUGUUCUAAACAUUUAUGUACCAGUUUUUAUAAAGACAUUUGUUUUAAUUUCUCUCGGGCAUGUAUAUUGUAGUGAAUUGCCAGGUGAUGAGGUAACUCUUAGAGCCAAUGGGUGCCAAUUUCUCCACAGUCUCACUGAGGCUAGAUAGUAUCUGCUUUUUCAUUAUCACCACCCUAAGUGGGUAUAAAGUGGUUUUGAUAUGCAGUUAAUAUCUUUUUCAUGUGCUUCCUGGUCAUUUAUGUACCUUAAUUUGGAGUCAUGUCUAUGCAGGUCCUUUGCCCACUUUUAAAUUGGCUUAUGUCUUUUUAUUAUUGAAUUGGAAGACCACCUUAUUUAUUGCAGAUACACAUUUCUCUUUCUUUUUAUUUGUAGAGACAUAGUUUCACUUUAUGGCCCUCGGUAGAGUGCCAUGGCAUCACACAGCUCACAGCAACCUCCAACUCCUGGGCUUAGCAAUUUGCCUCCUGAGUAGCUGGGACUACAGGUGCCCUCCGCAACGCCUGGCUAUUUUUUUUGUAGUUUGGUCGGGGCCAGGUUUGAACCCGCCUCCCUCAGUAUACAGGGCCAGCACCCUACCCACUGAGCCACAGAUGCCGCCUUGCAGAUACAUAUUUCUUAUGAAAUAUGUGGUUUGCAACUACAGUAUUUUCUCCCAUUGGAUGGUUAUGGUUGGUUGGUUGGGGGUCGGGGGGUUGUUUGUUUUGCAGACAGGGUCUCCCUCUGUUGUCCAAGCUAGAAUGCCAUAGCUCACAACCUCAAAAUCCUGGCCUCAAGCAAUCCUGCCUCAGCCUCCCUUGUAGCUGGGACUACAGGUACCUGCCACAACACCCAGCUAGUUUGUUUUAGGAGAGCUGGGGUCUUGAUCUUUCUUGAUAGUGUCCUUUGAAGCACAAAAGUCUUUCAAUUGUGAUGAAAUUCAGUUUAUCUUUUUUCCUUUGUUACCUUUUGAGCCUGUUUUCAACCAUAGCUGACCUCAAAGCUGGGGCUCAUCACUCUCCAUGCUGACUCUAUGGAGAGAGAAGCAGUUAGAAUUUCUUGGUUAAGGGGUUUGUAUUUGUGGUGUGUAGGUCUUGAGUGUCUACAGACUCAACAACCCGCCCCCCCAAAAAUAAAAGAAUUUCGCAGUUGUGAGCGCAGACCCUGCAGACCCUGCAGCUGCACUGCCAGCCUUCACAAUCUCAGCUUACUGAGCUGUGACCUUAGCCAGUAUCUACCUCCUAGGCUCAUUCCCAGGCUCAAAUAUGUAAAUUCAUGUAAAGUGCUUACAACAGUACCUAAACUGUAUAAACGGUGUAAUUUAUAUUACACACUAUACAUUUAUACAAUUUGCGAAUGUUCGGUAUUGUGUAAAUGUCUGCUGUAAUUACUGUGGCACUUGUUAUACCGCUUGUAGCACUGUGUUUGUGGUUGCACGAUUCUUUCUUGUAGUGUUACUGCCGUUCAUGCUGUACUCUGAACUUGGAAGGUGAGUAUAGUUCCACCCAUUAGACAGAUGAGGCCACUAAAGGCCUCAGACAGCAUGCCCGGCAUAUGACCCCUCCCAUUCAUGAUACCCCUAACUUUUAUGCCCGUUUCUUUCCCCAGCAGGUUGGGGGUGCCCGCCCCCCACUAGGCCAAGUGGAGGGGGUCCCUCCGCCCAAUGGGCCUGGCCAGGGCCCUACGCCGCCUCAGCGGCGCCCUGGAGUCGGGGGACGGUCGGGCAGGUGAUGAGGAGGAGGCUGGCCCCGGGCUCUGCCGCAACGGGUGGGCUCCUGUGUCAUCACCGUUGGGCCGGCGCCGUGGACGCUUUGUCAAGAAGGACGGGCACUGCAACGUGCGUUUCGUGAACCUGGGCGGCCAGGGCGCGCGCUACCUGAGCGACCUGUUCACCACGUGCGUUGAUGUGCGCUGGCGCUGGAUGUGCCUGCUCUUCUCCUGCUCCUUCCUCGCCUCCUGGCUGCUCUUUGGCCUAGCCUUCUGGCUCAUCGCCUCGUUGCACGGCGACCUGGCCGCCCCACCACCACCUGCGCCCUGCUUCUCCCAGGUAGCCAGCUUCCUGGCCGCCUUUCUCUUCGCACUAGAGACACAGACGUCCAUCGGCUACGGCGUGCGCAGCGUCACGGAGGAGUGCCCAGCCGCCGUGGCCGCCGUGGUGCUGCAGUGCAUUGCAGGCUGUGUGCUUGACGCCUUCGUCGUGGGCGCUGUCAUGGCCAAGAUGGCCAAGCCCAAGAAGCGCAAUGAGACACUUGUCUUCAGCGAGAACGCUGUGGUGGCGCUGCGAGACCACCGCCUCUGUCUCAUGUGGCGCGUCGGCAACCUGCGCCGCAGCCACCUGGUCGAGGCCCACGUGCGGGCCCAACUGCUGCAGCCCCGAGUGACCCCAGAGGGUGAAUACAUCCCACUUGACCACCAGGAUGUUGACGUGGGCUUUGAUGGAGGUACUGAUCGAAUCUUCCUUGUGUCUCCUAUCACCAUCGUGCAUGAGAUUGACUCUUCUAGCCCUCUGUAUGAGCUAGGACGUGCUGAACUGGCCCGGGCUGACUUUGAGCUGGUGGUCAUUCUUGAGGGAAUGGUCGAAGCUACUGCCAUGACCACUCAGUGUCGCUCAUCCUAUCUACCUGGUGAGCUGCUCUGGGGCCAUCGUUUCGAGCCGGUCCUCUUCCAGCGUGGCUCCCAGUAUGAGGUCGACUAUCGUCACUUUCAUCGCACUUACGAGGUGCCAGGGACACCUGUCUGCAGCGCCAAGGAGCUGGACGAACGGGCAGAGCGGGCCUCCAACAGCCCCAAGUCUAGCUUCCCUGGCUCUCUGGCUGCAUUUUGUUAUGAGAAUGAACUUGCUCUGAGCUGCUGCCAGGAGGAAGAUGAGGAAGAGGAGGCCAAGGAGGGGAAUGGGAUGGAGACAGAAGAUGGGGCUGCUAGCCCCCGAGUUCUCACACCAACCUUGGCACUGACCCUGCCCCCAUGAUGCAAAGCUGAUGUCCCCUUCCCUAUUUGUAUCUCCUCCCAGAGGUAGCAAGAUGGAGAGAUGGACCCCUCUCCUGAGAUGAGGGUGAGUGUUUCCCAAGACCAACAAGCCUGCUGGGUUAAUGAGCUGGUGAGGUUCUGCCAUGUCUGGUGGACUCACCACAGACAGACUGGACCUUAAUUCCUCUGUGUGCUUCUUCCUGAGACCCUUUUAUCAGCCCAAUUCCUGGGUCUCACCAGAACUGAGAGAUCCAGAAUUCUGGACCACCCAAGAGGCAAAGACUGGUGAUUCUAGAUUCCUCUACUUGAUUGGGCCUAUAUUAAGCAGGGUCAGAAAUCACCUCCAGGGAAGAAAGCAGUCUUUGAACAGUAUCAAAGAUCAAGAGUUUGUAGAUCUGGAUUCACCUGAGAUUCAAGGGACUAUUGCUUCUUGAUUCAGCCAACGAAGUUGCAAAUCAUUUGUUCUAGACCACCUAAGGAGGGAAGGUAGUGGAAUGCCCCAACUAUUCAAGACCAUCUUGAUUGACCAAAGACAAGGAAUGGUGACUCCAAGUCAAGAAAAGACCUAUGGUUCCAGAAAGCCCAAGAGUUGAGAUUCUGUGAGUCUAGGUUGACCACAGAGGGAAGCACUGGUGAUUCUAGAACAGGUUUGACCUAGAGCAGCAGUUCUCAACCUGUGAGUCAAGGCCCACAGGAACUGUAUUAAAGGGCCACGGCAUUAGGAAGGUUGAGAACCACUGACCUAGAGAGUUGAAUUGUACCAGAAACUAGAGUUAUGUUUCUAGAAUGCACAAAACAAUGGUGAGUCUGUGGGGUUUAGAACAGCUAAAGUGACAGACUGGGAGUUUUUUCUUUUUCUUUUUUUUUCUUUUCUUUUUCUUUUUUUUUUUUUUUUUUGGAGAGACAGAGUCUUACUUAUUGCCCUCAGUAGAGUGCCGUGGUGUCACACAGCUCACAGCAACCUCCAACUCCUGGGCUUAGGUAAUUAUCUUGCCUCAGCCUCCCGAGUAGCUGGGACCACAGGCACCCGCCACAGUGCCCAGCUAUUUUUUGUUGCAGUUAGGCCAGGGCUAGGUUUGAACCCGCCACCCUCAGUAUAUGGGGCCAGCACCCUACUCACUGAGCCACAGGCACCACCCCAGACUGGGAGUUCUUGAUAUUAGAGAGCCCCACCUUCUGGUUAUAGAGCACCCAGCUGAGGGGAAUGAACAGUGCUUCUAAAUAAUCCCCAGGGUGGUUUUUUUUUUUUUUUUUAAGUGCCAUUCUAGAAUGUCCAAUAGGAACAGGAUUCUGUGGCUCUAGCUUAAUCACAGAGUCAAGGAAGGAGUGGCGAUUCUAGAUGUCUGAGAUUUGCUGGUUCCAGUUUGCCCAGUGGAGGUGAGAAUCAUGAUGAUUCUAGAUGACUUCUUGUGGUUCUGUAAUGCCAAAAGGGAUUAAGGUUCCAGAGAUCCAGAGUUGUCCAUUACCAAAGCUUGGAAAUUCUAAUCACCUCCAGUGACUGCUCAGCAUUUGGGAGGUGAAUUGAGAACUUGAUAAACAGCAUUUCUGGGCUGACCUAGAAGGUGAGGCCUCAGGUGAGACCCUGUGGGUCACAGGGCUAAUUAGUGGGCAAGGGAAGGCGGAAGCCCAAGGCUGGUGAGUCUAGAGCACUCUGGAAUCCUACACCUAGUGAUGUGUAUCUAUUUCUUAAAGAUGUUAUACAUAUGUGUAUUAUAUAUAUGUAAUAUGAAUACAGAUAUCUAUUUUUUCUGCUGGUUCCUACAGGAGGGUUAGAAAUGGAGCUCCAGCUAAUUGCAAAGGCACCGUUUUCAAGGGUCAAGGAAGCUUUGCUCUAAAUCCCAACUCUGCCCCAACUUCCUGUGUGACUUGGGGCAAAUCACUGUCCUCUCUUUACUUCAGUUUCCCCAUCUGUAAAAAUGGGGGAAUUUGAAUCUCUCCACGGCCUUCCCAGAAAGAUGAUUCUUCACCCCUCUGAAGGAGGUGGGGAUGGGGGAGUUGCAGGCCCUGGGGAUUUCCCAGCUCCCUGCCGCUGGAUUACACAGCCUUCCAGGGGUGUCUGGAAUGGAAUAUGCUGUUGGAGGCUGGUUCUGAACUUUGGUGUCUGAAUCACAGGGCAAGGACAGCAUGAUCACUUCCUCCCUGGUCUAGCUCUGGGAGCUAGGAAGGAGGAGAUAGCUCUAAACACCAGGGGUUGCCCCACUGUGGGAAACAGGGUGUUUGGGGGGACACCUGUCCCCCAGAUUAAAGAACUGGGA